Molecule: messenger RNA, 582 nt
Organism: Protopolystoma xenopodis
Lineage: Eukaryota; Metazoa; Platyhelminthes; Monogenea; Polystomatidea; Polystomatidae
Source: the annotation of a GenBank genome assembly
AUGGAGCCGUCCGCCCCCGUUAGACUUAGAGUGGACGAACAAAAGAAUUAUGUUUGUAAUUGUCUGUCAAUCGGUUUUCCGCAGACUCUCUUUCGACCCCCCAACCCCACCACCGCCUUGGCUACCAACCGAUCACCUCGCGCCCACAUCCAUCACCCCUGGGCCCCAGUGAUUGGCCUCCCCCUCUUCUUUACUAAAGCAAACACGCCCACAUGCAAGUGCGCAUGCCGGCUCGAGACUGGUCUCUUUGCUGGCCGGCCGGUUCGAAACCCUGCCUCGUGCCGAGACAUGUUAAACCUGCGCUGGUACAGCCUGAACUGGAUCGGACUACAACAGUGUCGGGUUGUGUUGACACGCGACAACUCAACUGCCGGUGAAAUGGCCACCGGCUUGUCGGCCGAAUGGGCGGAUGGACAGACGGAGGGAUGGACGGAUGCACACAAUGGCAGACCGGAUGAUGGCUUCUUGAUUUCGGGCUGGCCAAACAGGUUGCAAAUGAGUCAGUCAUGGCAUCGUGAUCGCGUUUGGUGUGCUCCCGGCCCCGGUGGGUCUGUUGACGGACCAACCCUCGACUCGAUGUGA